Molecule: messenger RNA, 1284 nt
Organism: Coccinella septempunctata (seven-spotted ladybird)
Lineage: Eukaryota; Metazoa; Arthropoda; Insecta; Coleoptera; Coccinellidae
Exons: 4
Coding region: 122-808 (228 amino acids)
Source: RefSeq, a predicted model, not a curated record
GUUGGUAUCAUAUCAAUCCAGUUCGAAACUCCCACAAACGAAAACACACAAUGUUCCUAGGCAAAAUAUUUUCCACAGUGUCAUAGUAUUUUUCUUUUGCGUUCCAAAAGGCCUAAGUAUAAUGAUGUCCCUGUUGAAAAACGGCGUAAGAAGCCUCAGCCACAAGAAUUCCUCCAGGAUCUGCAUAACGCAUAGACAAUGCACCCUUCUGUUUUCAAUUUUGAUGUUUAUAUUCUCGGCAGUAUUUGCCACUUGUGCUACUCUUGGAUAUUCCCAUGCUGAAGAGACUUUAGAAAUAUUGAAAAGUGACAUUCAUAUUGAGAGGGAAAGGCAUGAGGAAAAUGGUGAAAAAUCUAGUAACGAGGCACUCUUGAUUAAAUCUCAACGUGAUCUAAGAUCUAAUAAGUACCUACUUGAACUACUGAUGCAGUACGGCUGGAUACUCUUAGUCUCUUCGGCUAUUCUCAUUUACGCCACAGCGACUAACUCUCCAAUACUAAUGCUACCCUUCAUUGUUGUGGGCAUGUGGAUUUACAUUAGUUUAAUGUUCAUUGGAGUUCUCCUCUAUUACGACUAUAUCAAGGGGCUGAAUUUUAUUAAUAUUGAAAAUUAUGUUGUGCCUACCUUCAUCGCAUCUGUGAUUUUCAUCGGUAUGUGGACCGUUAUUCUCUGGUACCACGUGUCCCUUAAGUCAAGAAGAUGCAGUCAACCUUCCGCCCCUAAGCCUAAAACUGUAUACACUCAAGAGGGAUUGAUCCAUACAGUCAACCAUCCAAAGGAUUCAGAUCAAAAGAAAAUUUUAGUUUAGGAGAACUUUUUUCCAUCAUAGGAAACACAAGAAAGGCUUACUCUCAGAAAAUUAACUGUGGGAUAAGCGCAAAAUUAAAAACAAUUGUUGAAAUUGAAAAAGAUCAACAAUCACAUCUAUACUAUUCGCUAAUAUUUAGCAGCUUUUUAUCUUGCACAAAUUAAACAAAAAAACGAUCGGUAUUUUUAAACCGGCCCAUUUUUUUUGAGGGUUCAAUUUCGAGAGCUACUUGCUGAUUUGUCCAGAAAGCUGGAUAAAUUGUUAAUGAAAAUAAAUGAGUAAUAUACCAUGUGCUAAAGCUCAUUCGGGUAUACUGGCACAAAUUAUCUUCAUGAUGUAGAUACACAAAUAAUGGUAUUUGGUCCUUUUAUAUAUGUUAUAACUUUUAAUAACAGUCUUGUUCAACAUGAUUCAGUAUUUCUGAAUACCACUCUUGAAAGCGUAGUUUGAAUUACAUAAUAAAAUUUUAAAAUUAA